Molecule: messenger RNA, 2442 nt
Organism: Megalops cyprinoides (Indo-Pacific tarpon)
Lineage: Eukaryota; Metazoa; Chordata; Actinopteri; Elopiformes; Megalopidae
Gene: zyx
Product: zyxin
Exons: 10
Coding region: 456-2312 (618 amino acids)
Biological process (GO): integrin-mediated signaling pathway; transforming growth factor beta receptor signaling pathway
Source: RefSeq, a predicted model, not a curated record
UUCAAUCAUAUGCUGUCAUGUAAAGAACUUAGCAUUUAGAAUUUAGCAAACACUACUAUUAUGCAUUGCUUAGAUUAAAUGUAUCAUCGUAAAAGGUUCCUCUUUCCACUGAACUCCUCUGUAACACCAGCAGUACGGUGGAACACGUUUACAGCCUGAUAGACAGGCGCUGACCGGAUGGGGCAGGCCUUAGGUAGGAGCGGCGCUGGGGACAGACGCGGAAAUUCAGAAGGUUGGUCAGGAAGUCGUUUGCUUGAACGGUAAAAAAAAAAAAAAAAAAAAAAAAAAAGUUUGACUAGCGUUGUCAUUUCAAAGCAAAGGGAGUAGACACCGUUAGAUUGAGAAAAUAGGCAGCAAGUUACCUACACCUAACGGCCAUAAAGAGGGGGAGGGAGGCACGGAGGAAGUCACAUACAUUCAGGAAAUAUUUCACGUGGAAUUUUUGAAAAUAAGAAAUGGCUGACUCCAGCAGCAGCAAACCAUUUGUAGUGACGUCCUCCCUCUCCCUCAAAGUUACCGCCCCUUCCUUUUAUAACCAACCAAAAAAGUUUGCUUCUGUGGCUCCGCCCCGCCCUAAAAGCCAGACCGGCCCGUCAGCAACGAGCGCAUCACCUGCCAGCACAGCUGUCAUUGGUCGAGUUGGAGAGCUGCCCCCACCUCCUCCGGCCCUCUGUGAAGAUUUCCCACCCCCUCCUCCCCCUUUGGAUGAUGCUGAGCUACCAGCCCCACCCCCAGAAUGCCAGACCACACCCCCUGCCUCCGAGGCCCCCCUGCCUGCUUUCCCUGCUCCUCCCCCUCCACCCGAGGAGGAUUUGCCCCUCCCAUCUCCACCUGAGGAGGAAGCCCCCCUGCCUGGUUCCCCUCCGACCCCUCCUCCCCCUCCACCACCCCCUCUCCCUGCUGCAUCCAGUAACGGCAAUAACUCACAGAGGUUCCUGGAGAAACAGACCAGCUUCGACAGACAGCUGGAUUCCCUGACUGACAUGCUGUCUGAGAUGGAGACCAGAGGACCCUUUAAUCCCAAGUUGCCUAGUCAAGUCCCACUGGUGCCUGCACCCAAGCCAUCUGGUCCACCGCCCACCGCCCCAAAACCACCUCUCUCAUUCCUGCCUCCCCCCGAGCUGCAGGAUCGCCCACCUCCGGCCCCAUGGGCAGAGGAGCUCAAACUCAGGCAGACGAACAGACAGGCCAAUCAAACUCCAGCAUCUGCCCCCAGUCAACCACAACCGGCUGCAAAGGGUCCGACCGCCGGAUCUAAGCCGACUUUCCCUGUCAGUCAGAGCACACCGAGCAACGCAAGCCCCGGUUUUGGCCAGAAAGCUGGGGUUCUGGCUCCCUCUGUUAACCAGAAGGGCACGAACAAUAACCCCACUCCGUUCGCUGCUAAACCCACCCCAUCCAGCUCUUUCCCCCCACCACCCCCUCCUGUCAAUCACGCCCCUUCCAGCAACCGCUCUGUUUCUCCAGCCUUCAAUCACUCAAAAGCCACUCCACCCAGCAGCCAGGGACAUGUGAGCAACCCCCCCUCUGCUCCGCAACCCAAGCCCAUGACUGCACCCCCUCCUCCGCAAGGACAGCCAAAGGGACCUCCCGCCCCCAAGGCCUCCUCAGCCACGGGGUCUGGAGCACCGCUUUCCAUGAGGGAGGUGGAGGAGCUGGAGAGAAUGACACAGGACUUCAUCAAGGGCAUGGACGCUCACGCCCCCGUCAUCACGUCACCUCCCACAGAGGUGUGUGGGAAGUGUGGCGAGGCUCUGUCCCGGUCCCAGCCGGCGGUGCGAGCGAUGGACAGACUCUUCCACUCAGAGUGCUUCAGCUGCAUGUCCUGCCACCGUACGCUACAGGGCAUGCAGUUCUACGACCGGGAUGGGGAGCCACAGUGCGAGGACUGCUAUGUCAACUCGCUGGCAGUGUGUGCUCGCUGUGGGGAGCGGGUGACUGACCGGGUGCUGAAGGCCGUCGGCCAGAGCUUCCACGCCCACUGUUUCCGCUGCAGCACCUGCAGCUGCAGCCUGGAGGGGGCGCCCUUUAUCACGGACGAUAAUAACAACCCUUACUGUGUCGCCGACUACCACCGCCGCUUCUCUCCUGUGUGCGUGAGCUGUAAGGAGCCCAUUGUGCCUGACCCAGGAAGCGAAGAGACCGUCAGGGUCGUGGCUCUCGACAAGAACUUUCACCUUAAGUGCUACCGAUGUGAGGAUUGUGCACGGCCUCUUUCCAUAGAGGCAGACACCGAUGGUUGCUACCCGUUGGAUGGUAGGAUUCUCUGCAUGAAGUGCCACACCCACCGUGCCAAACAGGCUGCGCAGUGAUUGGUGAAGACCCCUGCCAGUAAAACCCAAACCAAAUCAAAAGGCAAAGAAUUUGUUGAAAUUUGAUAUUGUGUUUGUGUUGGCAUUUGUGUGUCGAUGGUUCCUUGCUUUUUUUUUCCCCCUCCUCCUC